This is a messenger RNA of Helianthus annuus (common sunflower), 887 nucleotides long. RefSeq lists its product as uncharacterized. The transcript is spliced from 2 exons. Lineage: Eukaryota; Viridiplantae; Streptophyta; Magnoliopsida; Asterales; Asteraceae. The coding region runs from base 140 to 832 and encodes 230 amino acids. The record is from RefSeq and is a predicted model, not a curated record.
UUUUUUCUUUUUUUUUUUUUAACCCAGAAAAGAACACCACAUUUUGCACUGGAUAUAGUCCCCCUUUCUUGAACUGCUUAUUUUUUUAAAACCAAGAAAAAAAACACCACAUUUUAGGGUUUCAGUGGAAAUCUUGAAGAUGGUAAAGAAGAUUUGUAGUUUCCAGUGGAUUGUUGCUCUAGGGUUUCUGCUACUUGCUGCUACUUCUGUUUCAUCCAAGAAUCAUGGAAAUCAAGCAAACGACCUUGUUGACGUUAUCAACAAGAACCGAACAGCAAAAAAGCUUCCACAACUAAACAACAGUCCGGGUCUCGGCUGCAUAGCCUUACAAUACAUAAAAGAAUGCAGAGCCAACUGCAGUGAAAACAACACGGUCAACUGUAAACCACCAGAAAACGACUUCACCGAAAUAUUCGCCCCAAAUUGUGGGGUCGAGCUUCCUACAUUUGGCACAAUCUCGGGACUCAUUGUCGGCUGUCAACAAAAGCAUCUAGACCCCCCAGAAGCCUUCUCGCGGGUGCUCAUCCACAACAACAGAACGCUUUCAGUCAUACACAAUAAGACGCAUACUGAAGUUGGAGUCGGGAUUGUGCAUGCGAAAAGUCAUAAAGGCCCUUACUUGUGGUGUGCUUUGUUUGGCAGUAAUAAAAAGAACUCUACUUUUGUUCUUGAAGAUCUUGGCAAAGGGAUUGAGCAGAAGGAAGGGUGUUACAGUGGGAAUGGUGUUUCUUGCAGCUCGGGAGGGCGAAAUGGUCAUUUUGUAUUUGCAAUAAACUGUGUUUGGACAUUGGUUUUCUGUUUUCUUGUAUUGAUUAGAACUGGUUUCUUUUAAAAUUGUACAAUUUUGGAGUGUGUUUCUUUUUAUUAGGAAAACAUGUGUUUGUGUA